Oryzias melastigma (Indian medaka) is the source of this 1758-nucleotide messenger RNA. RefSeq names its product organic solute transporter subunit alpha. The transcript is spliced from 8 exons. The coding region runs from base 272 to 1510 and encodes 412 amino acids. NCBI's taxonomy places the organism in Eukaryota, Metazoa, Chordata, Actinopteri, Beloniformes, Adrianichthyidae. Gene Ontology annotation, molecular function: transporter activity. Gene Ontology annotation, biological process: transport. The record is from RefSeq and is a predicted model, not a curated record.
UCAGUUUUUUGGGGGCAUCAACAUUGAACUCAGUCAUGAACCACACAAGAACACACAGGAAGAAGCUGGCUGGUGCACACUAGAGUAUUCAUACUCUGGUGGAUCAGGUAGAUCUGAAUACUCAGGUAGAUGGACUUGGAUCCUACCUGUCGCUGUCAAUCAUUAACUCUCAGAUCAACACGGAAACAACAGGAGACAUCUGCAGAGGCGAGCCCACACGUUCUCAUCAAAGACAUCAAAGAGCGUUGUGCGGCAGUGCUCCGUGUGAGGAAUGGGGAGAGGCAGCAACUGCAGCUGGAUCGGGCCUGAGAUCCCGUUAUCGUCACAGAUCUUCAGAGCCAUCAGAGAUGAGCUGUGGCUCUUCCUCAUCCCGGCUGGGCUCUGCCUCGUCUUACUGGGGGUGUUCCUGGAGGAGGUGGGCUUCAUCCUGCGCCAUGUUGCCUCAUCUCGACGAAAGCGCCUCUAUCUGUGGAUAUUAGGAAUGUACCCGGCGUUUGCUUUGACCUCCCUCAUAGCCCUGUAUGUUCCACGCUCCUCUUCACUCUGUAAUUUCAUUGCAUCACUGUAUCACUCCAUCACUUUGCUGAAAUUCAUGGGACUCAUUACGGACUUUUUUGGAGGAAAGGCCUUCAUGCUGACUGCUCUGUCUGGGCAGACGGUGUCUCCUGAUCCCUUCCCCUGCUGCUGCUGCUGCUGUCUUCCAAUGGUGGCCAUCAACAGAAGCAGCCGUGCAUGGAUGAUGGUUGCGGUGCUGCAGCUCUCGGUGGUACGCAGCAUCCUCUUCUUCAUCACUCUGGUGUUGUGGACAGAUGAGCAAUACGAUUAUGGAGAUGUGGAUUCGGUCAAUCCAAACCUGUACGUGAAUGCCAUUAUCUGUGUGUCGACCUUUGUGUCCUUCUACGGCCACCUUCUGUUCUACAAAGCCACUAAGAGCGCUCUGCAUGGCUACGGACUGAGAGCCAAGUUCAUCUGCAUCGUGGUGGUGUUGGUGCUGUGCGGCCUGCAGAGCGGCAUCCUGGAGACCUUGGGUGCUCUGGAGGUCAUUCCCUGCACUCCACCGUUCUCUGUCCUCACCAGAUCCCAAAUGAUCUACCACUACAGCGUGAUCGUGGAGAUGUUCUGCAUCGGGUUGUACGCCCGCCACACGUUCCGUAAGGUGGAGCCGAGUGAGGAGAAGGAUCCAGACGCUCGAGCGACCAUCAGGAAGACGGAGAAAGCUGUUCAAACAGAGAGCAGCGGGCAGGAGUGCAGCCGGGCAGCAGACUCCGCUCGGCCCGGACUCUUCUUUGGGAGCGCCACCAACGUGGGUUACAGCAGCGACAGUGAGGACAGCCUGUGCAGGAUAGAGCACGCGCCUCUGGACGGGUUCCACUUUCCUAAACAGCAACAUCCAAGCAGACUGGAAGCUUCAGAGCAAAGAGCUGGAGAUCCGUCUGGAAUUCAUUUAAACCAUUUUACAGUGAGAGCGGACAUCAAUUAUCAUGACUCUAAGGAUGUCACUGUGGUUUGACCGGAACAUAGAAAACAGAUGCUGAUUGUAUCUGGACAGAUUUCUGUCUCUCUUUAUGUUCAAAUCUCAUUUGUAUCUUUUUUUUCUUCUUGUCGCCGUGUUAGGAUUGGUGAUUUAAGGGUGAUUUUCUUUCUUUUCAAAUGUGAAGGUCUCUGUUUUGCUAUUUGUUUUCAGGUUUGAUUUUAUGAAGCACUUUGUGUUCAAAGGGUACAAGCAGAACUUUAUGAAUAAAGUUUGACUUGAUGACA